Aspergillus versicolor CBS 583.65 is the source of this 2172-nucleotide messenger RNA. RefSeq names its product CeGAL family transcription factor. Gene Ontology annotation, biological process: DNA-templated transcription; regulation of DNA-templated transcription. Gene Ontology annotation, molecular function: zinc ion binding; DNA binding; DNA-binding transcription factor activity, RNA polymerase II-specific. The record is from RefSeq and is a predicted model, not a curated record. Lineage: Eukaryota; Fungi; Ascomycota; Eurotiomycetes; Eurotiales; Aspergillaceae. The transcript is spliced from 5 exons. Bases 1 to 2172 code for a protein of 723 amino acids.
AUGGGCCCGCCAUCCAGCCACACCCGCAGCCCCAGCGUGCAGUCGCCUGCAAAAUGCGCCACCCGGGCCUGCGAUCAAUGUAGGCUGCGCAAGACCAGGUGCAGUCUAUCUCGGCCGUGCGGACUAUGUGUUUCAAUGGGGUUUGAGUGCACAUUUUUAAGACCGCAGAAGAAGCGCGGUCCUCCUGCCCACGUGUUAAUGCCAGAAAGCCGGGUGUCGCAAAUUCGACAGCAGCAGGAUCAGUCCAGGGGGUCUGGAAGUAGGGCUGAUUUGACCUUUUUGACCGAGACUGAACCUCAUGCUCCACCUACUGUGCCGUCUUUGAGUCCAAACCAACUGGAUUCUGGAGCGGGAGGUCAAGUCCUUUUGCCGCAAUCGGACCAGCAUCAGCAGGCGAGUCACUACAGUGAUCCGUCUAGAAAGGACUACGAUAAUUCUCUCUUGGGCAGUGCUGCCCCUGCUGCACCGGCUUGGAAUGGAGCCGCUGACCUCGAGUACUGGCUGCCGGACAGCUUCAGCUCACAUCCUUAUCCAUCCUUUGGUUUCCAGGGUAGCAAUAUCUUUGUUAAGCAGAGUCUGCCGCCUAUAAUUGACGAGAAUGUUGAUGUUGGACUCGGCAAUUCCGCGCCGUUUAUGCCAAAUGACAAUCUCAUGGGCGUGCGUCAUGCGGGGGAGGUUGGUACACUGCAGACCGAAUUCUGGCCGUCAUAUAUCAACGAGCCCAGUAUCAUUCCCUGGAUAGAUGUAUAUUUCGACCGACUGCACCCGACUCUCCCAGUUCUCAACCGAUCCUCUCUCUUCACGCGGAUCGUCCAACAAGAACACCGCCGUAAUCCCCAAUUCGGCGCAAUGAUUCUUUCUCUUUGCGCCUUUUCACUCACGCAGCCGAUAGAUAUCAGCGAACGUCCGACGUCCUCAUCUCGUGCGGACCAGGCCAAGGUGCUAGUAACUGAAGCAACGCGGAUGCGAACCUCGUCCGAUUUUGGCGAGAAUCCAUCCAUCGAAGCCGUCUUAUCCAGUUUCUUUCUAUUCGGGUAUCUAUUCGGAAGCAACCAGCAUAAUGCAGCGCGACUCCGGCUUCGCGAAGCCAUGGAUCUUGCGUCCACUUUAGGCCUGAACAAUCCCGCGACGUAUGCCGACUGCUCCACGGAGGAGAAGGGGCUGUGGCUGAGGACGUAUCUGGUUUUGUCUGUGACAGAAAGAGCCUAUGCCCUCCAGCGCCAACAUCCCAUCAGCUUCACAGGCCGCCCCCUCGACAUCAUCCGCGCAGCCGACGAAAUCCGAAACGCAACGCAGCGCCUCGUCUCCGGCAUAAUCGUGCAUACGGAAAAAGACGCCGCGGGGAUGAUAGGUCUCGCUCUGCUAAUGGAGAUCUUCGAUGCCAUUGACGAGGAUAUCCUCAUUUGCUGGAACGCGCGGUGCAAUGUCUCGACUAAGCACGGGGACGGGAAAUGCCACAUCCUGACUGAGGCUAAGGCGUUGAGUAUAUACCAAAAUUUAGCUCGGGUUAGCGAUGCGAGUCGGUAUAGAGGUGGCGGGAGGAAUAGUGAUCGGUUUGAGCCGGAGUAUUUGGACGAGAGUCGACGGAACAGUUUCAGUGGGGGCAAUAAUACUAACAACGAUGACCAGGCAAUUAGCACGAAUACGCCGCAGCGUAUGUCGUCAAGAGGAGAGGGGGAGGAUAUUAAUAACGAAGCCCGGAUCUUACGAGACUUUGUGUUCCUCUCAGAGACACAGUGUGCUGAUAUACUAGUGACGCAGAAAUGGGUCCAGGACCGAGUAUGGAAUUUGUGCUUCAGCCAUGGAUUAUUAUCCUCCCAACCACAUCCCUUACAUCCAGGACUCAGUUUCCGUUACGCACAGCAGAAUGCCGAAAAGGCACUGAGAUUAUGCCGUUUGUUACGGAUUAGUGCGCUUGAAGCGCAUGGCGUUGGGAUUACGCAGGUUGAGAAACUGUACAACAUCGCUACCAGUGCGCUUUUGACGGCACAUACUGAACAAGGUCGUGCAGAGGGUGGUUUACAGAUGUCCGAGUCAAUGAGAGUGCUCGCAGGCCAUUAUAUGAAGCUCAUGCAAACGCUGCGCGGCGGAAACCAUCCUUACGUCGCUCAGUAUAAAGCGAACCUUGCGUCUCUUGGCUGGGUUGAAGGUAUGGACGGGCAUGAUUUAUGA